AAGUUAUUUGAUAACGUGUAGUAAUAAGUCUUAAGUAUUUACACUUCUUUCGGGGAUAAGACCCUCAUGUUUUAAACAUUUAAAAAAAAAUCCUGCUUAAUUUCCUAUACUUUAGACAACUAUGGUAGUACUCGCAGACAUCUACGAAAACAACAAGAUAUUUGCCGUCAUGUAUUAUUGUUCUUGGUAAUGUUAGAGCACAGCUUUCUUUUUUUUAGCGACUAUUCCUAUGGAAUAUGAUAUUUUCGGCGUGACUCAUCUACUGUAUAUUUGAGGGGUGUACGUUUGGAACAUCUGUGACAUCUGUGUGACAACUGAUUUAAAGAUUCGCGAACCAACGGAACCAAAGCAAUCUAGCCUAAUUCUUUCUGCCGUUUGUUUGGGCGCGUUGUUCACUUACAGAAAAUUGAAAACAUAAUAUUGAUUUUUGCUUUUAAAUAAAUCAACAGAAGAAGAAUUCAUUUGGACAUCAUGGUCAGCUUGUCAAGGAGUGUCAACACUUCUGCUGGGGGCGCAGUAUUUUUCAACGACGGUUUGAUCAAUGGGGAUGAUGACGAAGUGGAGCGCCUCCAACCAUUGCAUGGAGCUGAUGAAGUUGUAGGCUUCAGGAAACUGCAUACUUAUGUUCCAGUAAUGCUGAAAAUAUGUGUUAUUGUUCUUGUUCAAGUUGCAAUAAUUGCUCUCUUGUGUUUGAGCCCAGAAUUCCGUUAUAAGUGUGAACCAUUUUUUCUCCUGGUCUACAUACAUGCAGCAUAUUGGUGUCUUAGCUGGAUCUUACAUCAACAUUUGAAAUUGAAGCACCGCAUGUUAAGAAUUAAUGGUUACCUGGAAUUCUACAAGCAGACAGAAAGUCACAUUAGAAUUCCAUUUUAUAUCAUCUCCCUAUGGAAUGCCAUCCUUCUGGUUAUAACAUCGGUCUACCAUCAUGUCUAUGGUGAUCUGGAACAGCGUUGCAGAGCUGAAACUAUAUCAUUAUCACCUAACAAUGUCAUUGGUGCACUAAUGACUUUGGAAACUGGUAUUCUUAUUCCAGUUCUGAUGACAUACUUGGUGAAAGUUCGAAGGUUUAAUGAGACAAGGCCUCCCCCUGACGUUCAACGAGAGGAUUGGAUGAUGAGCUUUGUGCGAGACAGCUUCCCAGGGGGUGAAGUUGGCUACAGAGAGCCAAAUGAACACAUCCAUGACUUACUUGCUAAACAGGCUGAUCUAAUCCGUUAUUUAAAGGAGCACAAUGCUAUGCUAAACCAUAAGAUAAUGCAGCUCUCAUCUAGGUCUCAUGUUGAACCUGAGUGUACUUGAAGUCAUCCUGGUUUCUAUAAGGACCUGUGUCUCCAAUUUGUACAGAAAGAAAAUGCUUAGUUUAAGAGAAACAGAAAUAACAGUCAUAAUCUUUGUAGAGUGCCAUUGUUUAAAACCCUUAUUUUUAUAAAGACUUGGUGGCUGUGCAGUUUAAUAUGACAGUCUGAAUGUAAUAUUACUUGUUUGUACUUUGUCAUGAAAACGAUCUUAUCUAAUACUUUAUUUCUCAUAUGUUUCCCUGAUCCUUGGAGUAUUUCUAUCUGUUUCUUAUCAAGGUUUUCAGUCCUUAACACCAAAAAUUAUGUUGCAGCACUACAAUGGAUAAGCAUGUAAUCACAUAUGAUGGCACUAUGAAAUUUUACAUUGUCCUUUUCCAAGUUUAUAUGAUGCUAUAUUUUAGAUGUACCCUCCACCAUGUAAAACUACUGAGUAUCAUGCAAUAACAGUCUGCGUAGUUCUUUACAUAUAGCACUUUUCUAUCUAAGUUAGGGAGUUUUGAUAAUUAGGUGAUGUGUAUAUGAUGGCACCAAUAAUCAUAUAUCUGAGAGUUUUACACUUUCAAUUUAUCCAUUGUGCAGAUCAUGAUCUAUGAAAUGAUUUUUGUAAGAAAGCUUCUUACCUAUGAGACUGAUUCAAAUUAUUUGUUAUUUAACAAAGUUUGUGAUUUUGAAUGCUGUUGAUUACCUUAAAUAGUAAUUUAAUCCGUAAUGUUAGGAAUUUUAGAUGUUUUUACAAUACAUUUUUUUUGCGACUAACUAGUACUUUUGUUGGCUUUUCAUGCAAGAUUGAAAACCUGGAAUUUCCUCGGAAGAAUUAUGUUGACUUAGACUUCAGUUAUACAUUUUUACAGUUCUCAUUUCAAAAUCAUGCCAUUGUAUCUUUUAAGCCAAAUGGUAUACUGUAAAAUGUGUCCUACUGGU
Messenger RNA from Frankliniella occidentalis (western flower thrips), 2219 nucleotides. RefSeq names its product transmembrane protein 192. Gene Ontology annotation, cellular component: lysosomal membrane; late endosome. The record is from RefSeq and is a predicted model, not a curated record. The transcript is spliced from 7 exons. NCBI's taxonomy places the organism in Eukaryota, Metazoa, Arthropoda, Insecta, Thysanoptera, Thripidae. Bases 472 to 1299 code for a protein of 275 amino acids.